UUCACAUGUUUUCCUAUUCAUUCAACAACUAACCUCGACCCAGUCAAAACCAUUUUUCGGAGUGAAAUUUUAGUAAAAAUUGUUUAUUUCGGUUAAAAUUCAAAUAAAAACCCACUUUAAAACAUGGCCAAUUUUAAAAAUUCGCUCGAGAUCAAUCGCCUAGUGAACCUGCUCAAGGCGAGCCGAGGAAUGACCAGCUCUGGCAGGCUUCCGAUCUUUGAUGUGGAGACCCGCAAGGACUUUAUGCAGCGGGUGAUCAAUAGCGACCGCCCCGUGGUGGUGGACUUUCAUGCCAGCUGGUGCUGUCCCUGCAAGGCUCUGGCCCCGCGCUUGGAGAACAUUGUGUCCGAGCAAGAGGGCCGUGUGAGGCUGGCCCGCGUGGACAUCGAUGAGCUUGGGGAUCUGGCCCUAGACUAUAACGUAGGAUCCGUGCCUUCGUUGAUGGUCAUCAACAAGGGAAAGGUGGUCAACCGCAUGGUUGGCCUGCAGACCAGCGAAUACAUUCGCAAGUGGCUUGGCAAGGUGGUCAAGUCUGUGAAGGCCUCUGAGGAAUAUUAUGACUAGAUCGGUAUAUGUCAUCUUGUGUGGGAGCGAGAUAUUGAAUCAUGUUUUGGAAAUUCGUAUUUGUAUUUUAAUUUGGCAUUUAAAAUACACAGCUAGUAAUUAUACUAUA
Drosophila kikkawai is the source of this 673-nucleotide messenger RNA. RefSeq names its product thioredoxin C-1. The record is from RefSeq and is a predicted model, not a curated record. Gene Ontology annotation, biological process: cell redox homeostasis. Gene Ontology annotation, molecular function: protein-disulfide reductase activity. Lineage: Eukaryota; Metazoa; Arthropoda; Insecta; Diptera; Drosophilidae. Gene Ontology annotation, cellular component: mitochondrion.